Molecule: messenger RNA, 1397 nt
Organism: Rhodamnia argentea
Lineage: Eukaryota; Viridiplantae; Streptophyta; Magnoliopsida; Myrtales; Myrtaceae
Product: probable cinnamyl alcohol dehydrogenase 1
Exons: 6
Coding region: 86-1153 (355 amino acids)
Molecular function (GO): zinc ion binding; oxidoreductase activity, acting on the CH-OH group of donors, NAD or NADP as acceptor
Source: RefSeq, a predicted model, not a curated record
UCUUCUUCCUCCAUAAUUCAGCGUUCAGAGACUAGCACGCAGCGGUUUUUCGUGGAUCGAGUUCAGUUGAGGCCACCGAGGAAGGAUGAGUUCGGAUUGUGUGAAGGAAGACUGUCUUGGUUGGGCUGCGAGAGAUCCUUCUGGAUUUCUCUCCCCCUACAAAUUCAGCCGCAGGACUGUGGGAAGCGAUGACGUCUCGAUCCGGAUCACGCACUGUGGAGUGUGCUAUGCAGAUGUUGCUUGGACUAGGAAUGAGCACGGAAGUUCCAAGUAUCCUCUCGUGCCUGGGCACGAGAUAGUUGGAAUCGUGAAAGAGGUUGGCUCCAGUGUCCAACGCUUCAAAGUCGGCGAUCAUGUUGGCGUGGGAACUUAUGUCAAUUCAUGCAGAGAGUGCGAGUACUGCAACGACGGGCUAGAAGUCAACUGCGAAAAGGGGUCGGUUUUCACUUUCGACGGAAUCGAUGCGGAUGGUACGGUCACAAAGGGAGGAUAUUCUAGUCACAUUGUCGUCCAUGAAAGAUACUGCUUCAGGAUACCAGAAAACUACCCGUUGGCUUUAGCAGCACCAUUGCUUUGUGCUGGAAUCACUGUAUACACUCCAAUGAUGCGUCACAAGAUGAACCAACCAGGUAAGUCUCUUGGUGUAAUUGGACUCGGUGGGCUCGGUCACAUGGCAGUCAAGUUUGGGAAGGCUUUUGGACUGAAAGUGACAGUGUUCAGUACAAGCAUUUCUAAAAAGGAGGAAGCACUGAGCUUGCUUGGUGCUGACCAUUUCGUUCUCUCAUCUGACCAAGAACAGAUGAAGGCCAUGGCUAAGUCCCUGAACUUUAUAAUCGACACGGCAUCCGGCGAUCACCCAUUCGAUCCUUACAUGUCUCUUUUGAAGACGGGUGGUGUUCUGGCCUUGGUUGGGUUUCCAAGUGAAGUUAAAUUCAGUCCGGGAAGCCUUAAUAUCGGCAUGAAAACUGUUUCGGGCAGCAUAACAGGAGGAACAAAGGAUAUCCAAGAAAUGAUUGACUUCUGUGCGGCGCAGAAGGUAUACCCGAAGAUCGAACUGAUACCUAUUGAUUAUGCCAAUGAAGCCCUCGAGAGGCUCAUCAAGAGAGAUGUGAAGUACAGGUUUGUCAUUGACAUCGAGAACUCCCUGAAAUGACGCUAUUUGUCGGGAAGCUGGGAUCCUUUCUUGGCAAAAGAAAUCACAAGGAGAGGAAAGUGGAAGUCAGAAAGCAUUAAGCAGAGUUUUACGUACUUUUCUUGCCCUGUAGGCAAUGAAUUCUACAUCCAUCGCAUACCUUAGUUGAGAAUCUAUUGUUGAAAUAAGCGAAUUAGUUAUGUUGUGUUGUUUUGUUGUAUUAUAAUUGGACUAAUUCAAUUUCUUAGAAUAAUUGGCUUCUUUA